AACUUGGAUGGAGUUGGGAUCCUGAGCUUCCGUCCCUGCCGCCGCCAGCAGAGAGCCCCGCGUCGCCGCCUUCGGUCUGGGACCCCCCCGAUCUCCGCUUCUCUCCGCUCCCGCGAUGGGAAAAGUUGGCGCCGGCGGCGGCUCCCCGGCCGGGCUGAGCGCGCUCGUCGCGGGCGUGGGGCUCUUGGUCCUCUUAGCCCCGUGCGUCCGCAGCGCCGACUCUUGCUGCCCCUUGGAGCACCCCAGCUCGACCCCAGGCUGGACCCUGACCUCGGGGGCUUUUUCUCAUCAGGGACCACCAGGCAGGGCGCCUACCACGCCCCUGCCCUUCCUUGGGCGCCCCCUGUUUGCAGUGGCCCCCGGGAACCGAGCGCUGUCCCUGGAGCGGGCCCGGGGCACCGGGGCGUCCGUAGCGGUGGCUGCUCGCUCCGGCCGCAGGAGAAGGAGCGGGGCGGACCCGGAGAAGGCAGAGCUGGAAGAAGGCGCCAGUCGAAGCCCCCGGGGAGUGCUCAGGGAUGGAGGACAGCCGGAGCCCGGGGCUCCCGAGAGGGACCCGGACAAAGCCACCCGCUUCCGGAUGGAGGAGCUAAGGCUGACCAGCACCACGUUUGCUCUGACGGGCGAUUCGGCUCACAACCAAGCCAUGGUCCACUGGUCCGGCCACAACAGCAGCGUGAUUCUCAUUUUGACAAAGCUCUAUGAUUAUAACCUGGGGAGCAUCACAGAGAGCUCGCUUUGGAGGUCAACCGAUUAUGGAACAACCUAUGAGAAACUGAAUGAUAAAGUGGGUUUGAAGACCAUUUUGAGCUAUCUCUACGUGUGUCCUACCAACAAGCGUAAGAUUAUGUUACUCACAGACCCUGAGAUUGAGAGCAGUUUAAUGAUCAGCUCAGAUGAAGGGGCAACCUACCAGAAGUACCGGCUGAACUUUUACAUCCAGAGCCUACUCUUCCACCCAAAGCAAGAAGACUGGAUUUUGGCGUACAGCCAAGACCAAAAGUUAUACAGUUCUGCUGAAUUUGGGAGAAGGUGGCUGCUUAUCCAGGAAGGAGUGGUACCAAACAGGUUUUACUGGUCUGUGAUGGGGUCGAACAAAGAACCAGAUCUUGUGCAUCUUGAAGCCAGAACCGUGGAUGGUCAUUCACAAUAUCUAACAUGUCGAAUGCAGAAUUGCACAGAUGCCAACAAGAAUAAACCUUUUCCAGGCUACAUUGACCCAGACUCCUUGAUUGUCCAAGAUGAUUAUGUAUUUGUCCAGCUGACAUCUGGAGGAAGACCCCAUUACUACGUGUCCUACCGAAGGAAUGCCUUUGCCCAAAUGAAGCUUCCGAAAUAUGCUUUGCCCAAGGACAUGCAUGUCAUCAGCACAGAUGAGAACCAAGUGUUUGCCGCCGUCCAAGAAUGGAACCAAAAUGACACCUACAAUCUCUACAUCUCCGACACGCGUGGUGUCUACUUCACCCUGGCCUUGGAGAAUGUCCAGAGCAGCAGAGGCCCUGAGGGCAAUGUCAUGAUCGACCUCUAUGAGGUAGCAGGGAUAAAGGGAAUGUUCUUGGCGAACAAGAAGAUUGACAACCAAGUGAAAACUUUCAUCACAUACAACAAAGGCAGAGACUGGCGAUUGCUCCCGGCACCAGACACAGAUCUGAGGGGGGACCCUGUACACUGUUUGCUGCCCUAUUGCUCAUUACACCUCCAUCUGAAGGUCUCUGAGAACCCCUAUACGUCAGGGAUCAUUGCCAGCAGAGACACAGCUCCAAGUAUCAUAGUGGCUUCAGGUAACAUAGGUUCUGAAUUGUCAGAGAGUGACAUCAGCAUGUUUGUCUCUUCCGAUGCAGGAAAUACCUGGAGGCAGAUCUUUGAAGAAGAGCACAGUGUUUUAUACUUGGAUCAAGGUGGCGUCCUGGUUGCUAUGAAACACACAUCACUCCCAAUUCGACAUCUAUGGUUGAGUUUUGAUGAAGGGAGAACUUGGAGCAAAUAUAGCUUCACUUCUAUCCCACUUUUUGUGGAUGGGGUUCUGGGUGAGCCUGGAGAAGAAACUCUAAUCAUGACAGUGUUUGGACACUUCAGCCACCGCUCUGAAUGGCAGCUGGUCAAGGUGGAUUACAAAUCCAUCUUCGAUAGACGGUGUGCGGAAGAAGACUACAGACCUUGGCAGUUACACAGCCAGGGAGAAGCAUGCAUAAUGGGAGCCAAAAGAAUAUAUAAGAAGAGAAAAUCUGAGCGGAAGUGUAUGCAAGGAAAAUACGCAGGAGCUAUGGAGUCGGAGCCCUGUGUCUGUACUGAGGCAGAUUUUGAUUGUGACUAUGGCUAUGAGAGACACAGCAAUGGACAGUGUCUCCCAGCCUUUUGGUUCAAUCCAUCUUCUCUGUCAAAGGAUUGCAGUUUGGGACAGAGCUACCUCAACAGUACAGGAUACAGGAAGGUAGUGUCCAAUAACUGCACUGACGGAGUGAGAGAGCAGUAUACCGCCAAGCCACAGAAGUGUCCCGGGAAGGCUCCUCGUGGGCUCCGAAUCAUCACUGCUGAUGGGAAGCUGACCGCAGAGCAGGGGCACAACGUCACGCUCAUGGUGCAAUUGGAAGAGGGCGACGUACAACGGACACUCAUCCAGGUGGACUUUGGUGAUGGCAUUGCUGUGUCUUAUGUCAACCUCAGCUCUAUGGAAGAUGGCAUCAAACAUGUCUACCAGAACGUGGGCAUUUUCCGAGUGACCGUGCAGGUGGACAACAGUCUGGGGUCUGACAGCGCCGUCCUGUACUUACAUGUAACUUGUCCCCUGGAGCACGUGCACCUGUCCCUGCCCUUUGUCACCACGAAAAACAAAGAGGUGAACGCGACAGCUGUCCUGUGGCCCAGCCAAGUGGGCACCCUUACCUACGUGUGGUGGUACGGCAACAACACAGAGCCUUUGAUCACCUUGGAAGGGAGCAUCUCAUUCAAAUUUACCUCGGAAGGGAUGAAUACCAUCACAGUGCAGGUCUCCGCUGGGAAUGCCAUCCUGCAAGACACGAAGACCAUUGCGGUGUAUGAGGAAUUCCGCUCUCUUCGCUUGUCCUUCUCUCCAAACCUGGAUGACUACAACCCGGAUAUCCCUGAGUGGAGGAGAGACAUCAGCCGCAUCAUCAAAAAAUCCUUGGUGGAAGCCACAGGAGUUCCGAGCCAGCACAUUCUGGUGGCAGUGCUGCCUGGCUUACCCACUGCUGCCGAGCUCUUUGUUUUACCCUAUCAAGAUCCAACAGGAGAAAACAAAAAGUCCCCAGAGGAUCUGGAGCAGAUAUCGGAAGUACUGAUCCACAAGCUCAACCAAAACUCGGUGCACUUUGAGUUGAAGCCCGGAGUCCAAGUUCUUGUCCAUGCAGCACAUUUAACAGCAGCUCCACUGGUGGACCUCACACCAACCCACAGUGGAUCUGCCAUGCUGAUGCUGCUCUCAGUGGUGUUUGUGGGACUGGCCGUGUUCGUCAUCUAUAAAUUUAAAAGGAAGAUCCCGGGGAUUAAUGUUUAUGCCCAGAUGCAGAAUGAGAAAGAACAAGAGAUGAUCAGUCCAGUCAGUCACACUGAAAGCAGGCCCAGUUUCCCUCACACUGAAGUCAGGCGGCCUGGCCAGCUUAUAGAUGAGAAGGUGGAAUCACAGCUCAUAGGAGAGUAGCUUUACCCUCCCCUCCCUCCCCUUCUACUCAACCUGGUGACUCAUCUCUCCGGUUGCAAAGAGCAAGACACGCCACUCCGCCUUCAACGCCAAAGCGGGGAUCUGCUGGGGCUCAGUUUGCAAUUUAAGGAAAACCCCCAAAGGCUGCAGGCGACCUGCUGAUCAGGAAAGAAUUUCGCUCUUGUCAAGUGCAUCAUCCUUCAUGACCACUAACUUUAUUUUUUUUUUCUUUCCUUUGUUGUUCUGUUUCCUAUUUUGCCAGGAAGUAUUUCCAUAGUUGCUGAGAAUCAAAGCACAAAAGAAAUCCCUACCUAUGUAAAUGUUUGAAUGGAGGACGCCAGUAAACAAACACAACAAAAUAACAAA
Messenger RNA from Perognathus longimembris pacificus (Pacific pocket mouse), 4021 nucleotides. It is a transcript of the gene Sorcs1, whose product is annotated as sortilin related VPS10 domain containing receptor 1. Gene Ontology annotation, molecular function: protein binding. The transcript has 27 exons. Bases 116 to 3655 code for a protein of 1179 amino acids. The record is from RefSeq and is a predicted model, not a curated record. Gene Ontology annotation, biological process: post-Golgi vesicle-mediated transport. NCBI's taxonomy places the organism in Eukaryota, Metazoa, Chordata, Mammalia, Rodentia, Heteromyidae. Gene Ontology annotation, cellular component: membrane; Golgi apparatus.